This is a messenger RNA of Geodia barretti, 279 nucleotides long. NCBI's taxonomy places the organism in Eukaryota, Metazoa, Porifera, Demospongiae, Tetractinellida, Geodiidae. The record is from the annotation of a GenBank genome assembly.
UCCUAUUUUAGUUCACCUCCCUGGAACCUGACAUCAUCAGUGGUGUAUGGAAUAUCUCAGUUUUCACUGGUAGUUGGGUGGGAGAGUCCACGAGAUGACGGAGGGGUGGAGAUUGACAACUACACCCCCUCUCUCUACCAGGAGGACCAGACUGUGGUCCAGACAACUACUGAGUCUCUGGAGCUACCUCUCUCACUGGACUACUCCACUGUCUACUCCAUCAUCAUCACUGCCAACAACUGUGCUGGCUCCUGGCUCCCUGUAGCUAUCUCUGACUAG